Molecule: messenger RNA, 8849 nt
Organism: Homo sapiens (human)
Lineage: Eukaryota; Metazoa; Chordata; Mammalia; Primates; Hominidae
Gene: BTBD9
Product: BTB domain containing 9
Exons: 13
Coding region: 477-2315 (612 amino acids)
Biological process (GO): modulation of chemical synaptic transmission; adult locomotory behavior
Cellular component (GO): glutamatergic synapse
Source: RefSeq, a predicted model, not a curated record
GCAGCAGCCGGGGCGGCGGCGAGGACGGCGGCCACGGAAGCGGCCAAGGGGGCGGUGGCGCAGAGAGGGGUGCGGAGCGGGCGGAAGAGGCGUCUGUGUCGCAGCUUGGUCUCAGAGGAGCAUCGCUGGGCUCGUCUCAAUUUGGCCCUGCUGUAUUUCAAGUGCUCGGUAGCCACAUGUGGCAAGUGGCCAUCACUGUGGCCAUUGCAGCUCCAAAGGGACAGGAGAGUUGAUGGAAAUUAGACACUGCAUUCUACAGCCUCAUGAGCCCAAGAGAGCAAACCUUGGUUUGCUGAAAAUCAGCAGAUAAGGCAAUUGAAAGGGAAGAAGGGCUUUCAAAUGGAGGCUGCAGUUGAGGGAGAAGGAUUUACCUUGGCAGUUAAGGGAUUAUCCUGCUAGUUCUCUGAUGUUCCUACUGUAGAGAACCAGGAUUUUGCUCACUUACCUGGAACAACGACUAUCGUCUAUUCCACAAGAUGAGUAACAGCCACCCUCUUCGCCCCUUUACUGCAGUGGGGGAAAUUGAUCAUGUGCACAUUUUGUCUGAACAUAUUGGUGCCUUGUUGAUUGGGGAAGAAUAUGGCGACGUCACAUUCGUGGUGGAAAAGAAACGUUUUCCUGCCCACAGGGUAAUUUUAGCAGCCAGGUGCCAAUAUUUUCGAGCAUUAUUAUAUGGUGGAAUGCGAGAGUCUCAGCCUGAAGCAGAAAUUCCUCUCCAAGACACCACUGCAGAAGCAUUCACAAUGCUACUCAAAUAUAUCUACACUGGGCGGGCAACGCUGACAGAUGAGAAGGAGGAGGUGCUGCUGGACUUUUUGAGCCUGGCUCAUAAAUAUGGAUUUCCAGAGCUAGAGGAUUCUACCUCUGAGUAUCUCUGCACCAUACUUAACAUUCAGAAUGUCUGCAUGACUUUUGAUGUUGCCAGUCUCUACUCACUUCCCAAGUUAACUUGUAUGUGCUGCAUGUUUAUGGAUAGGAAUGCUCAGGAAGUCCUCUCAAGUGAAGGUUUCCUCUCCCUUUCUAAGACAGCACUUUUAAACAUCGUGUUAAGAGACUCAUUUGCAGCUCCCGAAAAAGAUAUUUUCCUAGCCUUAUUAAACUGGUGUAAGCACAAUUCAAAGGAGAAUCAUGCUGAAAUCAUGCAGGCUGUGCGUUUACCUCUCAUGAGCCUCACAGAGCUUCUGAAUGUUGUGAGGCCUUCAGGACUGCUGUCUCCUGAUGCCAUCCUGGAUGCCAUUAAAGUGCGAUCUGAGAGCCGGGAUAUGGACCUCAAUUAUAGAGGCAUGCUCAUACCAGAAGAAAACAUUGCAACUAUGAAGUAUGGAGCCCAAGUUGUAAAGGGGGAGCUGAAAUCAGCCUUAUUAGAUGGUGAUACUCAAAAUUAUGAUUUGGAUCAUGGAUUUUCAAGGCACCCAAUUGAUGAUGACUGCCGUUCCGGCAUCGAGAUUAAGCUAGGUCAGCCAUCCAUUAUCAAUCACAUACGGAUACUCUUGUGGGACCGAGAUAGCCGGUCUUACUCAUACUUCAUUGAAGUGUCAAUGGAUGAACUUGAUUGGGUCAGAGUGAUAGAUCAUUCACAAUAUCUGUGUCGUUCUUGGCAGAAAUUAUAUUUUCCAGCCCGUGUCUGCAGGUAUAUUCGAAUUGUUGGGACUCACAACACAGUGAACAAGAUUUUUCACAUUGUGGCUUUUGAAUGUAUGUUUACAAACAAAACCUUCACUCUUGAGAAGGGGCUGAUAGUUCCCAUGGAGAAUGUUGCAACAAUUGCUGAUUGUGCCAGUGUGAUUGAAGGAGUCAGUCGGAGCCGAAAUGCCUUGCUGAAUGGGGACACUAAGAAUUAUGACUGGGAUUCUGGCUACACAUGUCACCAGCUAGGAAGUGGUGCGAUUGUGGUUCAGUUGGCACAACCGUACAUGAUUGGGUCAAUACGGUUACUACUUUGGGAUUGUGAUGAUCGAAGCUAUAGCUACUACGUUGAGGUUUCUACCAACCAGCAACAGUGGACCAUGGUUGCUGACAGAACUAAAGUCUCCUGCAAGUCCUGGCAGUCAGUAACUUUUGAAAGGCAGCCUGCCUCCUUCAUCCGUAUCGUUGGGACACACAACACAGCAAAUGAGGUGUUCCACUGUGUCCACUUUGAGUGUCCAGAGCAGCAGAGCAGCCAGAAGGAGGAAAAUAGUGAGGAAUCGGGGACAGGGGACACCAGCCUGGCCGGUCAGCAGCUCGACUCCCAUGCGCUGCGGGCGCCUAGUGGCAGCUCACUACCCUCCAGCCCAGGCUCCAACUCACGCUCCCCCAACCGGCAGCACCAAUAAAGGAGGCAGCGGGCCUGGUGUGACUUGGUGGGCUCGGGCAACGGCAGGAAACGGUCUCCUCCCUGAGCAGGGGUCUCUGUUGACUGCCCCCACCUCUGCCCCUUUCCAGGGAGGAGCCGACCUAGCUGCAAAAGCAGACACCGAACAGGUUUUCUCCCAAGGACAGAAAGGGGCUGCUUUGUUCUUCUCAAUUUAUCCAAAUCAGGCAGGUCUCAAGGGGGAGAAAAUGGGUCUUCAAUCUUCAUCAAGUCCACCAUUAACACCCUACCUCUCUAAUCUAGCCCAGGCGCAGGGAACAGGAGGAAGUCAUAGACAGGCCUGUGUUGGAAUACAAAAAUGGCACGCAAACACUCAGGCGGAGGAGAAAGCCAUUGGGCCUUUGCUACCUGGAGGCACCCUUUAGGAAUGGGCCUCCAUAGAGUGUUCAUUCUGCUGGAAUACAUUGCCCUGGCAACUAAAUGAUUUUUUAUUUGUUUUAGUUAUUCUCCACUCAGUGAAUCAUAGGUGUUCCGGAUCUAUUUGAAAUGCUCAAACAGCAAAUCACUAGUUUUAAUCCCUUUUGAUGCUAUAAUUUUCCUUCCUUGGUUUUGAACGGUUCAGCUUGCGGGGACAGAGACCCAUCGUGCAUGUCUCCUAAAUGAGACACGGAUGCAGCUCAUCCUGGCACUUGGGCCACAGAGGAAGUGCCACAAAUGCACACAAGCAAAUCAACCUGUGGACACUGGAGUUAAUAGUCACUCGUGUGGCUGAGUUACUCACCUGUCAUUCCUGACAUGGAUCCAGCCUUUAAGCUUGGGAGGCUGACAAGGAAAUAGUUACUAUGCCCGCUGCUAAUUCACUGUUCCGAAGUCCAUGUAGAUAAACAUAUACCGAGUUCUGGCGUGGCCAAACCUGCCGGGGACUGCCGUGGCUUAGCUGCCCCUCCAGUUGUGUUUAUCGAAGCAUUGGAGAGGCAGCCACCUGCCCAUCAGCGUCAGGAACGCAGAACUGGGACUCCGUGCUUCCCCCACACCACAGUACUCAACUGGGGACUGAAAAAUAGCAGUUCCAAGAAGCUUUUCUCCUAAUCCUCAUCAAAAGGACCUCAUUUGACGAUGGUGGCUUGAUGUGGCUCCGUCUCCUACUUAGUGAUUUCCAUUCCAGUGCUGCCUGCCCUGGGUAACUGCGCACAACAUUGCCUGCCCCUCCGCUGUCCCCAGAGCUCCGGCCUCUGUCGCCAUCAGCAUCAGCCUGGGAGUCUCCCCAGGACGGCAUGGCACGUGAGCAGCACUGCAGUCCUUGGGUCUUCGGCGCCAACCUGCAACCCUGAUCAAAGGAGGGUGAGGGCGUGGGAGUUUCCUUUCAGGUGUGUCAAAGACAUAUCAGCUGCGCUCUAGAAAGAGCCAACGGGUCAGCCGCUUCCUCCUAGUUUAACUUGAUUUUGAGUGAUUUGUCCAUAUGGAAAUAGUAGGGUAGCAUCAAACUGCGUGAUUAAAUUGGAAGACUGUCUUUCCGUGUGAACACAGGAUGGCAGACAUCAGAGGGCUACCGGGGCAGGGUGGACACGUUCCUGAGGAGAAGCCAGGGUCUGCAGCUCUCCAUCCUCCCCGGUAGCUCCAGCUGCAGGGCUGAGCUGCUUCCUAUCCCCUCAGCUCUGAUCUCUGCCACUUCCCUGUUGUGUGGGAGAGUGGAACACUCCUGGGAUGCCAGGCAUUUCAUAAUGGGAGGAGGCUCCUGUAAGGAACGGUGGGCGCCCGCUCACAGUGGGGGGCCCUCCAGCAUGGUUGCUGACUCUGUCAGCCCCCAGCCCCGGGUUGCCAAUUAGCCAGAGAGCUCCUGCACACACAGCACUUCCUUCCCCAGUGUGUUUUCUACCCAGAUGGGGACAAAGGAGCCAGACAGUCAUAUCAAGGGCAGAGUUCAAACAUUUUGAAAUGAGCCAUUCACAUGCUUCUUUUUAAACAUGGGCAUCACCUGCCCAGAGGCCCUUGGCCUGAAGCAGCAUGCUGCUGACCUUGGGAAGAGAGGGUGGGCUGGUGGGGGUGCUGGAGGAGCUGCCCGGCCCUGCAUCUGCAACCCUCCAGUCCCCUGCCCACAGAGCACGCAGAGCCCUCCUGUGCUCCGGGAACGAGAUAGCAGCUUGGCAGCUCGGCCUCGCAUCUGAAAAGGAAUACGCUGCAAAGCCUCGGCCCUAGACCCACAUCUGCAGCUCCCUGGCCUGUGGCGGUUCUUUCCUUCGGGGCAUGCCCUUCCAGAUCUCUGUCCCUCCUGUCUUCUAGCACUUUAAAGAUGCCCCUUAUCAUCAGAUAAAGAGAAGUAUGGGGACGAUGGGGUGGCACUAACAGUAGAUGUCAUUGGUGAGGACUGAUGGCAAAGUCUCAUUCCCUCACAGCCGCGCUGCCAGCUCGCCUCCCCCUCGCUUUGCUGGGAGCCUGCCCUGGACUCCAAAAGGACACGGGUUCACCUCCUUUCCCAGGCUGGAGGGGUACUGCCCUUCCCUGAGGGGCCUUCUGACUGGGGCAGGAACUCUUUUCGUGUGUCCAGCUGGGCCUGGAGGCCAAGUCAAGGUGUGUCACACCACACACCAGGGCAAGGACCUCAUCUCCAGGGAACAGGGACAAGUGAGUGGCUACCAGAAAGUCCCCGGGCAGCCUGGAGUUCCCCAGAGCCUGGCUGGUCCUACAGAGCACUUCUCCCCUGGGCCACCAGGACCAAAGCGACCUAAACACUUGAAGCUAAAAGCAAGUGCUGAUGAUGGGAUGGGCUGGCACGUGGCUGGGAGGGCUCCUGGGCACCACAGAGCCCUCAGCCCAGCAGAGAGUGGAGGCUCAGUCCGUGGGGAGCGGGGGUUGUGAAGGAGACAUGGCCAAGCCCCUGGUCGGGGAGAUAAGCUCCCCCAUGCCCAGGCCAGCCCCAGGGGCAACAAGCCAACAUGGAGAGAGGUGGCAGGUGAGGCUGACAGGUGGGUGCCUGUGGCCUGGGCCCAUGAGGGCAAUGGUCCUCAGUAACCAAUGGAAAGGACACAAGGGCGCCAUGGUCACCACCACCCAGGCAAAGAAAUGGGAGGUGGCCAGCACCCCCACCCUUCACUUUUCAUUAUUAUUAUUAUUAUUAUUAUUAUUAUUUUUUUUUUUUUUUUUUUUUUUUUUUUUUUUUUUUGAGAGUAGAAAGGCAACUUCAUUGGAGCUUUUGGGGAAAAAAGCCUUCAAAGUCACCUUCUGGCAGCUCUGGGGAGGGUCAUUUGGGGUGGACUGAGAGUGUAGGGCAGGUAGGGUGUGUGCUGGGCAGCAGCUGUGUCCAUGCAGCCAGCACCCAGCAGGGCAGUCUCACAGGAGCCGUUGUGAGCACUUUGGACUUGAAGCAGCUAUGAACCACCCCCCGCCCCCACCGUCUCUCCCUCUCACACACACACACACACACACACACACACACACACACACACACACACACCCGUUUUACCAUUUUCUCAGUGCUUUUUCUGCUUUCAUUCCUUUGAUUUUAGUUAGAAGCACAAGCCAUGAUGGAUGUGGGACUCUUCUCAAUUGCUCUUUAAAUUGUCACUUUUUAAAUCCUAUUAAAUGAAGUGUCGAUUCCUGACAAAUACAUUAAAAGUGUUUUAUUCCUAGAAGAGUUGGGAAAAGAAAUUAUUUUCAGCAAGAGUAGGAUGUUUGUUAAACUGAUUCCUUGGCAAAAAAGAGAAAAAAAGCUUUUGAAUUGUGCAAAAAAUUGCCCAGUAUUAUGCUGUCGCCCCAGUUGUCAAACUGCUGUGCAGAUGGCUCCAGCCCAGUCAACUUCACCUUCUUUUUAAUUUAGAAGAUAACAAAAUUGUAAUCACUUAUCCUUUCCAGAGCCAAGGGGGAAAAGGAAGGUAUAAUCUACAAUAAAAAGCGAGCGUUCUGUGUACUGAGGCCACUUGGUGAUAAAGAGAUGGAGCGCUCCCCUCACAGACUUCAAUUAAGAACCUCCCUUUGGACAGGGAAGAAAGGUGUCAAAGAGGAAAAGAAAAUUAAAUUUGCUUCCUUCCAGGAGUUUUUCCUCAUUAGUGCUUGCUUGUCGGUGUUAUUAUUUUAAUCUUACCUUCUAUGUGGUGACCAGCUCCUCCGAGCGAUGCCCAGGUCGGGCACGGCCCGGGCAGGGCAGGUCUGCAGCGAUGCCGUGGCAGAGGUGGGCAUACUCCAUUUGUUUUGGCAGCUGCAGCCAUUGAUUCUGCAUAUUUUUCCUGACAACAGCCCCGGCAGGAGUUCAGUUAGGAAUUUAAAGUGCAGUUCAUGGUUCUGUGCCACCGUGGCUUUUAUUAUUAUAAUAUUAAAUUAGAAGUUGUCCUAGUGCCUGGUGUUUGCUCAGAGUUUCCAGAAGAGAGGGAAGGGCAAGGUUUAAAUGGCAUGCAGGACAACUGGAAUGCCCCCAUCUCUCUCGCUGACACGGAUCCAGUCAUACCUGGGGCUGGACGGGAUUUGGAGGCCCUGGUCAUUUGCAGAGUGAAUGGUGAAGGGCGCGGAAAAGGUUUGCUUGGAGGAAAGACCGGUUGCAGAGGCGAGGCGGAGGGAGGAGGGGCGGAGGCAGCAGGUCUUUGUUUGUGGUAGGUCUCUGGCUUCCAUCAGGGAGGAGGAAAGAGGCUGUGCCCUUCCUGGCUCUUGGCUGCACCACUGAGGACGCUCCGAGGGACAGCGUGCUCACCCAUCCUUUGCACAGUGCUGGCCCCAAGCCCCACGGCCUUCCAGCUAGGAUUUUCUGCUGGGCUCAUGCAGAGGCAGGGGACAGGUGCAUGGAAGAGCCGCCCCACCCGACACACCAUUGUUUGAAAAUCACUGUUCUCUUUACUCACUUAAAAAAGUGUACAGGGAACACCUGUUCCUGGCAUAAUGCUCCAACCUCGCGGAAGGGGCCAGGUGCCCUUCAUCUGGCUCUGGCUGCUUCCGACCUGGGCCCACGUCAUCGUUCACGUCCUCUGUGACCACCACUGGUCACGGUGCUCCCUGGCCCAGCCUCCAACCCACCCAGCACCCUGGCAUCUCCCAGGCCAGUCUGCUGCACCCAGCGAGCUUCCAGUCAGAAGCCAGGCUGAACGGCCCUCCUGCCCCAUCAGCUUCGUGUCUUCUUUUUUUUAAAGAACUGAAAUAGUCCCCAAGAGGCCUCAUGGCCUGAAGACUCACAAUCAUCCACCUGUAAUUUAUGAUAAAUGUCUGGGAGCAUUUACCAUUUGCGUCCGUGAGUAUUUAUAGCCCUGAAUGGGCGGGGGGGAGGGGGGGUGGAGGAGGCCCUGCAGCCAGGAGCUACACACCUGUCCCCACUAGUGUCCCCUGGUUGACAGAGCCCCCUCAGCCUCCCCAAGGCUGUCACUGCGGCUGUGACAGCUGAGGAGUGCCGCCUUUGAAAGCCAGUGGACAGUCGCUCCACUAGGGGGAGAGGCCCUGGCCCUGGCGCAGAGGAGGCGUUGCGAGGCGGGACGGGGGCUGGAGGGGCUGAGCAGCCUUCAGGGCAGGGACUGGGCCCUGGGUCACUGGAGACGUUGAUAUUAGUCCGUCUGCUGCCAAAUUGCUCCCCACCACAUGAGCCCCAGGGGUUUAUGUCCCAGGAAGGCGAGGGUGCCCAUCUGAGCGGAAUUGGGAGGGGACGGCACCAGCUCAUCUCCCUCAGGGCCUUUGCCUCCUGGUGCUGCCCUGGUGGCUGCUCCUGCACCACAGCCCCUGAUGGCUGCUGCUAGUCCUGAGUUGCUGGGUUUACCCCCAGCCCACACUUCCCACCUGGGCCUGAGGGUGCGGCCAGUGCCCUAGUCCUAGCCACUACAGGAGUCAUUCUGAGACCUGCUGGAGGCCAUGGGGUCUUCCCAGGCCCCUCAAUCAGCUGCUUCCAGGGUCAGCAGGGCAGGGUGCUGCCAGUAAGGUCCUCAGGGAGCACAGCCCGGCCGCCCAGGCUGGGGGAUACUGGGGCAGAGCUUCCAGGUCUGUGGGGCCUGAUCUCUCCCCAAGGCUCUCCAGGCCUUGGUGCGCCCUCCACAGUGACCUUCAGAGAGGCUGCACCCCCUCAGAAGAACAGUGAGAAAUCUCUCCAUCACACGCUCCCUGGUCCUUAUGUCCCUGAGGCCACCCUUCCCCACCCCCCAGUGCCUGGAGAAGCGUGAGACUCUGGAGGGGCGCCAGGAGGCCAGGGGUCCUCAGGGCUAGGCCUGGAGCUCGGCCCAAGAGCUGCUUUUGCGAAGCCUGUCUUGAAUCCGGAUUCACCAGAGAACAAGAGCCUCCCAGCCUUUGGCGUUUCUGGGCCUGUAAAGAUGUGUGUACCUCCCAGGCCACUCUGAUGCAAGGGCAGGGACCAUGCCAGGCCUGGGUUGGGAAUGGCUCUGUGACUCCAGAAGCUCCGUCUAAAACUCCAAAGAUGCCCAAAAGGCUGUGCUGCUAUGUGGAAUGUGUAUUAUUUGUGAGCACGAUGCGGCUUCUUCCUCAUUUUGCAGAGCAACCUAAGCGGGCAGAUGUACAAACCGUGUGUUCGAAACCCCUGAGUCCAUGUGUGUGAAAAUGCAGGUUUUCUCUUAGAAAUAAAGUGGUGACUUGUGCUGUA